Fusarium keratoplasticum is the source of this 1779-nucleotide messenger RNA. Its product is annotated as Zn(2)-C6 fungal-type domain-containing protein. The transcript is spliced from 2 exons. The coding region runs from base 1 to 1779 and encodes 592 amino acids. NCBI's taxonomy places the organism in Eukaryota, Fungi, Ascomycota, Sordariomycetes, Hypocreales, Nectriaceae. Gene Ontology annotation, biological process: DNA-templated transcription; positive regulation of transcription by RNA polymerase II. Gene Ontology annotation, molecular function: DNA-binding transcription factor activity, RNA polymerase II-specific; zinc ion binding; sequence-specific DNA binding. The record is from RefSeq and is a predicted model, not a curated record.
AUGGAGACUUCUUCGACUGGUCGCAAGCGGACGAGCGUUCGCCGCGCCAAUGUCACGGCCUGUCAGCGGUGCAAGUCGCGAAAACAGAGGUGCGACCAGAACAUCCCGGCCUGUUCCUCUUGCGCUCGGGCUGGUGUACCAUGUGUAAGUGUAGAUGCAGAUGGUCGAUCUGCUCCCCGGAGUUACAUCAAGAGUCUCGAGGACCGCGUCGCUCAGCUUGAGCUUGCAUUACGGAGUCAUGGAGUCGAGACCGAAUCUGUUUCCGAUGUUCAGACCCCUCAAGAACCUGGCACAGCCAUCGAAGCACCCUCGGAGCAGCCCCAGACAGCUGGAGGGUUAAUGCUGUUGAACCUGCUGGUUCCCGACCCAGGUGAUAUCCAGGACGGAGCAGCAGCUGGCUACCAUGGCUUGCUUGAGAACAUUACUGUCCCGACCGUGGUAAAGUUUCCACCCAAGCCGACCGCGUUACAGCUUACUGCCACGUACUUUGAGCACUCCAACUUCUUCUCACCGAUCCUCGAUGAGGGUCGGUUCCGGGCAACGGUUGAGAGGCUGUACGAUGCCGAGUCUGGGCCGAGCCAGGGGACAUUGAAUGAGAGGUUUCAACUCCUUAUGGUUCUAGCGAUUGCUAUCCGGCUGCUCAACAGGACCGACGCCGCGGUUCCCACGACGGGAUCAGAUUCCUUCUUUGCGUCGGCCAUCCACGUCUUCACGGAACGCCCACAUGCCAUCUGGAAAGGCGACCUGGAACAUUUGCAAAAUUUGCUACUGAUUGUGCAAUACACCAUUUUCGCGUCCAAUCUCCCCGCUGCCUGGCACUUUAUCGGUCUGGCGACGCGACUUGCCAUCGACCUUGACCUUCUCAACGAGACACAGCGAGGUCUUCCCCAUGGUGAUGAAACCCCCAUCGCUCAGGCUCAAACGAAUAAGAGGAGGCGUGUUUUCUGGUCGACAUAUAUACUCGAAACGAAUCUCUGUGUUGUUCUCAACCGACCACGGUCUAUACCCGAUGAGGCCAUCUUCAUUCCUCUCCCAUCGACAAGCGGCCCUGAGGCGUCAACACCGCUGGCCAAUCACUGCAUCAUCUUUCGUCAGGCUGAAUACGAGAUAUUCCAUACAUUGAACUACAAGCCUCGAAUACAUGACUCUCUGUUUGACUUUCACCGAUGGAAGAUUAGCAUGAGGGAUCGUCUUGUUGAGUGGCACCAGACCGUCCCACCUCUUGAUGCCACAUCCAAACUGGCACCUCAAAACUUCUUUGACGGCGCGUUAUAUAUGACGCUCGUCUAUUUAUUCUCACCUUCACCUCAUUUCCCCAGUCCUCCGGAAGCAGAAUUGAGAGACCUCGCCCAAUAUGCUUCGCGCAGCAUUGAACUAUACAGGGCAGGCUUCAAGGAAGGCCAACUGCGAUUUUACUGGCGAACCAUACCCAAUCUCUUUCGGUCAGGCGCGGCGCUCGUUCACUGCAUCAAGACUCUGCGACUGAAUGGCGCGGUAUUUGAUGCGAACGAGUUGGAGAAGCGGGUGACCAUGUGCUCGACUGUUCUCUGGGGAAUGGCUGAGCGAUAUCCUCCGGGAGCGUCGUAUCGCGAUCGGUUCGAAGAGCUGGCGGCUUCCAUGUCUGAGGUAUCUUCUCCGACGAAUGGGAUGCCUUCGGUUAUUUCGCACGAGUUUCUACUUGCUCACGACGUGAUUGCGCCGUUGGACUUGGAUGAUACGGCUACGUUGUGGACUACGACUCCACCGAACCUUGAUCCGUGGAUCUUUGAUCAGUCCUAG